Messenger RNA from Homarus americanus (American lobster), 1011 nucleotides. Its product is annotated as elastin-like. Lineage: Eukaryota; Metazoa; Arthropoda; Malacostraca; Decapoda; Nephropidae. Bases 1 to 1011 code for a protein of 336 amino acids. The transcript has a single exon. The record is from RefSeq and is a predicted model, not a curated record.
AUGGCACCUACAGAGGCCUUCCCAGGAGCGUUGGCACACCCAGGGGCUCUUCCAGGGACAGCAGUGCUCUCAGAGGCCGUUCUAGGGACGUCGGUGCCAUCAGGGGCACUGCCAGGGGCAAUGACGCUCCCAGGAGCUCUUCCAUGGACAUUGGCGCUCCCAGGAGCCCCUCAGAGGCCGCAACGCCCCAAGGGCUCUUCCAGGGACAGCCACGCACUCAGGGGCCCUCCCAGGGACAGUAGCGUGCCCAGGGGUGUCUCCAGGGACUGCGGUGCUCCGAGGGGUCUUGCUAACAGGGGUGGAGCCUUCAGGGGCCCUUCCAGUGGCGGUGGCUCCUCCAGGGUCCCUCUAAAAAGCGCAAUUGCCCCAGAGGCCCUCUCAGGUACAGUGGUGCCCUCAGGGGCACUCCCAAAGGUGAUGGCACCUACAGAGGCCUUCCCAGGAGCGUUGGCACACCCAGGGGCUCUUCCAGGGACAGCAGUGCUCUCAGAGGCCGUUCUAGGGACGUCGGUGCCAUCAGGGGCACUGCCAGGGGCAAUGACGCUCCCAGGAGCUCUUCCAUGGACAUUGGCGCUCCCAGGAGCCCCUCAGAGGCCGCAACGCCCCAAGGGCUCUUCCAGGGACAGCCACGCACUCAGGGGCCCUCCCAGGGACAGUAGCGUGCCCAGGGGUGUCUCCAGGGACUGCGGUGCUCCGAGGGGUCUUGCUAACAGGGGUGGAGCCUUCAGGGGCCCUUCCAGUGGCGGUGGCUCCUCCAGGGUCCCUCUAAAAAGCGCAAUUGCCCCAGAGGCCCUCUCAGGUACAGUGGUGCCCACAGGGGCUCUUCCAGGGGCGGUGGCUUCCCCAGGGUCCCUCUCAGGGGCGCCACUGACCACAGACCCCCUGCCAGGGGCGGCGGUGCCUCCCAGAGACAUUCCAGGUGCAUUGCCGACCUCAGAGGCCCUCUCUGGAGCGGCGACGCACCUAUGGGUUCUCCUAGGGAUGGCAGCGCCCCCAGGAGCCUUCUUAUAG